Molecule: messenger RNA, 3260 nt
Organism: Camarhynchus parvulus
Lineage: Eukaryota; Metazoa; Chordata; Aves; Passeriformes; Thraupidae
Gene: EPHA10
Product: EPH receptor A10
Exons: 16
Coding region: 132-2879 (915 amino acids)
Biological process (GO): protein phosphorylation; cell surface receptor protein tyrosine kinase signaling pathway; axon guidance
Cellular component (GO): plasma membrane; neuron projection
Molecular function (GO): transmembrane-ephrin receptor activity; ATP binding; protein binding
Source: RefSeq, a predicted model, not a curated record
UUGUCCUGCUGGACUCCAAGGAAUCGCAGGCGGAGCUGGGCUGGACCUCACACCCAUCGAACGGGUGGGAAGAGAUCAGCGGCGUGGAUGAGACCUACAAGCCCAUCCGCACGUACCAGGUGUGCAACGUGAUGGAGCCCAACCAGAACAACUGGCUGCAGACGGGCUGGAUCGCCCGGCGUGACGGCCAGAGGAUCUUCAUCGAGCUCAAGUUCACCCUGAGGGACUGCAACAGCAUCCCUGGCGUGACGAGCACCUGCAAGGAGACUUUCAACCUGUACUACGUGGAAUCUGACUCCGACCUGGGCUGGAGUGUCCAUGAGGGCAAGCACACCAAGAUCGACACCAUCGCUGCCGACGAGAGCUUCACGCAGGGAGACCUGGGCGAGCGCAAGAUGAAGCUCAACACUGAGCUCAGGGAGAUUGGGCACCUGAGCAAGAGAGGCUUCCACCUGGGCUUCCAGGACGUGGGGGCCUGCGUGGCGCUGGUCUCCGUGCGGGUCUACUACAAGAAGUGUCUGAGCACGGUGCAGAACUUGGCUCUGUUCCCCGACACGGUGGCAGAGACGGCCUUUGUGACGCUGGUGGAGGUGCAGGGCACGUGUGUGGCCCAUGCUGAAGUGGAUGUGGAUAACCCCCCUCGGAUGCACUGCAGCGCAGAGGGCGAGUGGCUGGUGCCCAUAGGGAAAUGCAUGUGCAGCCCUGGCUUCGAGGAGAAGGACGGGACAUGCAGAGCUUGCCUUCCAGGGUUUUACAAGCUCUCCCUCCGUCUCCCUCUGUGUUCUCCAUGCCCUGAGCACAGCUUCACACAUGAGGAAGCCUCCACCUUCUGUUUGUGCCAGACAAAUUACUCCAGGUCUCCUUCAGACCCACCAUCUGCCUCCUGCACACGCCCCCCCUCAGCCCCCAGGAACCUGGUGUACAGCCUGCGCCAGUCCUCCCUGGUGCUGCACUGGAGCGCCCCGGCCGACGCGGGCGGCCGCAGCGACCUCACCUACAGCCUGUGGUGUGCCCGCUGCCCCACGGGGCCGCCAGGGCACUGCCAGCAGUGUGGCACCAGCGUGGGCUUCGUGCCGCAGCAGACGGGGCUGGUGGAGCGCACGGCCACCCUGCUGAACCUGCUGCCCCACGUCACCUACACCAUCCGAGUGCUGGCGCUAAACGGCGUCUCGGCCGUCAGCCCGCUGGGAGGCCAGCAGUAUGCUGAGGUCAACGUGUCCACGGGGCACACAGUGCCAACUCCUGUCACUGACAUCCGCACAGACAGAGUGGAGCAGAAGAGUGUCACCCUGUCCUGGCAGGAGCCAGGCUUGCUCACUGCCAAUGGCACCGAGUACGAGGUCAAGUACUUUGAGAAGGAUCAGAGAGAUCAAAGUUACUCAACUGUGAAAACCACAUCAACGGCCGUGACAGUCAAUAACCUGAAGCCUGGUACCCUCUACAUUUUCCAAAUCAGAACAUCUUCCUCUCCAGACUACAACCCUGGCAUUGAAGUGGAGACACUGGCAGAGUUGACAGUGGCCUCCAGUGAGCAGAGCCCCGUCCUCAUCAUCGCCGUGGUGGCCAUCGUGGGGCUGACAGUGCUGCUGUCCCUGGUGCUUGGUGUGAUGGUCUGGAGGAGGCAGUGUGGGUACAGCAAGGCCAGCCAGGAUGGGGAUGAGGAGCUGUACUUCCACUUUAAAAUACCAACCAGGAGGACGUACAUCGACCCCAGCACCUGCGAGGACCCCAUGCAGGCUGUGCACCUCUUUGCCAAGGAGCUGGACAAUGCCAGCAUCAAAAUUGAGAGGAUUAUCAGGACAGGGGAGUUUGGGGAGGUGUGCCGGGGGUGUCUGAAGCUGCCCAGCAAGCGCGAGCUGCCCGUGGCCAUCCGCACGCUGAGGGCCGGCUGCUCCGAGAAACAACAGCGCUCCUUCCUGGCUCAGGCCUGCACCAUGGGCCAGUUCGACCACUCCAACAUCAUCCGCCUCGAGGGGGUCAUCACCAGAGGGAGCACCAUGAUGAUAGUGAUGGAGUACAUGGGGAAUGGCCUGCUGGACUCCUUCCUCAGGAAACACGAGGGGCAGCUGACGGGCACGCAGCUCAUCUGCAUGCUGCAGGGCAUUGCCUCUGGCAUGGCAUACCUGGCAGAGAUGGGCUAUGUGCACAAGAGCCUGGCUGCCCACAAGGUCCUCGUCAGCAGUAGCCUGGCAUGCAAGAUCACAGGGUUCAGACAGCCUCAGGAAGACAAGAUGGAAACCAUCUUCUCCACCAUGCGUGGGAAGAGCCUGGUGCUGUGGUCAGCCCCUGAGGCCAUCCAGUAUCAGCACUUCAGUCCUGCCAGCGACGUGUGGAGCUUCGGGAUCGUCAUGUGGGAAGUGAUGUCCUACGGGGAGAGACCCUACUGGGACAUGUCCCACCAGGAUGUGAUGAAGGCUGUGGAGGAUGGGUUCCGCCUGCCAGCCCCUGCCAACUGCCAGCCUCCCCUGCACCAGCUGAUGCUCAACUGCUGGCAGAAGGACCGCAGCCAGAGGCCCAAGUUCUCGCAGAUCCACAAUGCCUUGAGCAAGCUGGUGCAGAGCCUGGAGCCCCCAGAGUGUCCCAGCUCCACAUGCCCCAGGUCCCAUGGCACCUCCAUCCCCCUCUCCAAGAGAACCUUCUCAGCCUUCCCCUCGUUCAGCUCCGUGGGGGAAUGGCUGGAAGCUAUAGAAAUGGGCAGAUACAAGGACAACUUCACUGCUGCAGGCUACUGCUACCUGGAGUCGGUGGCCAGGAUGACAGCCCAAGACAUCCUGAGCCUGGGCAUCACUCUGGCAGAGCACCAGAAGACCAUCCUGAGUGGGAUCCAGAGCCUGCGGGCCCAGGUGAUCCGGAUGCACGGCCGGGGCGUGCAGGUGUGAGCCCGUGUGUGCAGAGGGGCAGAGCAGCCCCUGCUCCUGGGGAGGAGAGACCUGCUGGGCCAGCCAGCCCCACCUCUGAAUCCUGGGCGUCUCAGGUGGGCUGUGGGAACCGCUGGUGCUGCCAAACAUGUGGUGGGAGAGCAGGGCUUCUGUCCCCCGUGCCAGCCCAGCAUCCCCAGGGUGGUGCCUGGGGGGACGUGGCUCUCCCCAGGGCUGUUUGUAAGAUGAGUCAAACUGUAGUGAUGCCAUUUCAUGUGGUAGUUGAGUUCACAGGGUGGGAUGGACCUUUUUGCACUGUCUUAAUCCAGAGCCAACACUUCUGUAUCUAGUAUCCUGCUGGUGAAUCCAUGGGGACUUUUAUACAGCCUGACAGAUCACAGC